Messenger RNA from Panicum virgatum (switchgrass), 3007 nucleotides. RefSeq lists its product as uncharacterized. Gene Ontology annotation, biological process: tRNA processing. The coding region runs from base 175 to 2196 and encodes 673 amino acids. Gene Ontology annotation, molecular function: ligase activity, forming carbon-nitrogen bonds; ATP binding. The transcript has 13 exons. The record is from RefSeq and is a predicted model, not a curated record. Lineage: Eukaryota; Viridiplantae; Streptophyta; Magnoliopsida; Poales; Poaceae.
CGGGUUGCUAUGGAUUGGAUUUGCAGUGCAGGCUGCCGCUGCUCUCUUCCUCCAGGACCUCGGCGGUGGCGGCGUCGCGGACUGCAUCGCCGCGCUCGCCGGCCGCCGCUCCUCCUGCCUUUCCAGGAGCAUUAAACCCUGCUUCCGUUGUCCCUAUCUGCCCCAACUCCGGCCAUGCCGCCGCUCCUCCUCUCCCUCCGCUCCUCGCCCUCCCCAUGCCUCCGGCUUCGCCGCCGCCUCCUAUUCCGCUGCUCCGCGUCCUCCUCCUCCUCCUCCGCCCCCUCCUCGUCACUCGCCCCGUACCACGCCUCCUUCGACCGCCGCAUGGCCCUCGCCGGCAUCCGCCCGCACCACCGCAUCGCGGUGGGUGUCUCCGGCGGCCCGGACUCCAUGGCGCUGUGCGUGCUCGCCGCGGCAUGGAAGAAGGCAGCGGGGCGGAAGGCCGCCGGCGAGGAGGGCUCCGAUGCCUCGGCGUUCGUGGACGGGCUUCUGGGCGUCGUCGUCGACCACGGGCUGCGCCCCGAGAGCGCCGACGAGGCGCGGCUAGUGUGUGACCGCGUGCGCGGCAUGGGGGUUGAGUGUGAGAUUGCUAGAUGUGAGUGGCCAGAUGGUCGCCCAAAACAAGGGCAUGUGCAAGAGGCGGCCCGUGAAGUGAGGUACCAAAAAUUAUUGGACAUUUGUAUAAAGCAACAAAUAGGAGUCUUGCUUAUUGCACACCACUCUGAUGACCAGGCUGAGCUCUUUGUUCUCAGGCUAUCUCGUAAUAGUGGGAUUUUAGGGCUUGCUGGUACAGCCUUUGUGUCUCAAUUGUUUGCGCCUAAUGUAAAAUAUGAUGGAGAGAACUUUCGACGGUAUGGCGUUCUUCUUGUGCGGCCCAUGCUUGAUUUUUCUAAAGAUGAUAUGUAUAAGAUAUGUCAAGGUAGUAAUCAAUCCUGGGUGGAAGAUCCAACAAAUAAUAGUAUGAUGUAUGCUAGAAACAGGAUUCGGGCAUCUUUGAGAAAUUUAUCUGCUGAAGGUACCUUCCUCUCCGGAGUUCAUAAACUGAUAAGCUCAUGCCGGUUGGCAAGGACAUGUGUUGAUGGUACCUGGAGUAUGAUCGCAAAGAAGUCUGUGUCAAUAUUGGAGUAUGGAUAUGCUGUUAUUGACCUGGAAAUACUUGAUCCAUUAAAUAUGGACGACCUUUGUCUUUCACAUUAUUUAGCAUAUAUCUUGCAGUUUGUUUCACAGAGGCACAGGCCACUUCGUGGUAGAUCUGCUCGACUGCUCCUGGAUUACAUUCGUACCAUUCCAUGCAAGGCUGCCCUUACUGUAGCUGGCUGUUACCUUUGUGCUGCUCCAAGGUCUAAAGGUUCAAAAGUACUCGUUUGUUGUUCUGUUGACUGGAUGGAGUCAUCUUCUGCUGAAAUUUCCUACAAGUGUUCCUACGAAGAGCAGGCACCUCCAGUACCCGAGAUUGAUCAGAUAGUCCUUGAAGGACUUUUACAAUCUAAUCAGUUUAUACAGAACCAGUCCAACAUACCUUUUGUGUAUUCUAAAUCUUCCAUAGAUAUUCUGAACAAAGCAAAGGAUCUAAACAUAAUAGAUGAUUUUACAUUAGAAAAGCUCCGUUACUUGCGAACAGAUGAACAAAGUAAAUUUAUUGCGAAAGAACAUAAAGAUGAAGAACAUGAUAUGGAGGAAACAAAAUUUCCUGAUUGUAAUGUCUUGAGCCUUUGUCCUGGCGAGACAUGUCACUUUAUGAGUAGAUUCUUGAUUACAUGGAAAGCUCCAGAAGAUGUGAAUGAAAUAUGUUUGCAUGAAAAUAAAGAAUAUAUGUCCAAGAUUUGUACUGUGAAUCUGGAUGGAUGUCUUGAAGUCCGGCACAUGGUUGAUACUGACUGGCUGUUCCUUGCUGAAGUUUGUAACAUCCGUUCAAUGGAAGAGAACCUGAGUGAUCCAAAAGCUUCCAGUGGCAAGAUGCAAAUGGAUAAUGCCCCACAGCACUACAGAUAUUUGCAACAGUCAGCACAGAAAGCUCUUCAGAUCCUUAGAUGUAUUCCUGCUGCUGCAAGACGUACACUUCCAGUACUAACCAACACGCAAGGUGACAUAGUGUGUAUUCCGAGUAUUGGCUUCAGAUGUUGCCCUAGCCUCUCGCUACAAGCAGUAUUCUAUCCAAGAGUGCCUCUCGGUGGAGGAUACAGUUCAUAUUUAUAAUUGCUCAAACUUUGCUCUGAAAGAAGUUGUGGAUCAUCACUGUUGGUUUAUGAGUGGCUGCUGGUUCUGAAAGAUUUUGCCAUUUUGGUUGCUUGAGGGACAGUCUUUGCAUGCUACAGCAUGAGUUGAAAUUGCUUGUUCAAAUGGCAGAGGAUGGAUAGACCCAUGGAAAUUGUACGCUCAACAAUUUUUAUUGCUGUAACUGGUGUGCAGUGGAUGUUCAGUCGAAAAACUUUUGCUUGUGCCUCGGAUGGCUGGGGCCUGGGGCUGGGGCUGGCGUGGCGACUGGUGGCUCAGCUCGUUGUUGCGGCGGCCUCGCUUUCGCAUGACCAGCUCCAGCCAGCCCAGCCAUCCGAACAGGGUGAGAUAUUUUGCUCAUUGUUCUUCCUCGGAGAGACUGAUCACCUCGGCAGCAUCGUGGGUGGAAUUUUACUCGUCGGAAGUCUUUACACCAUGCUGUGGGGUUAAAUCAAGGAAAGUAAGACUUACGAUGUCAGAGAUGAUACAGAGAAAGAUGGGCAUAAGAAAUCUGCAGAGAAUUGCCCGGAAGAGCAAGAGCAGACUACAACAGAGGUCAGGGAAUCAGCAUCGAUAGGCGCAUCAGCCUCUCGCGUGGAAGAACUGUGAAUCUGUCGUCGAUGGAUCCUACUAAUGUACUCUGACUGCGUUAUGUAUCCAAACGUAAAACUGUGGUUUUUCUUAGUACAUCAAGUUUACUUAAUCCGGAAUAUCCGGAAACGUCAUCUCUAAUGCUACAAUAAUAACACGUUUGAUAAGGGGAAAAUACUUUCCUGGGAAAUUGAUUGCGUAA